CUAACAUCUCUUCCGCCUUGUGAGAUGUUCCCGCCUCUAUCAGGAAAGAAGGAGAAACUGCAAGAAGCGCGCGUGACUCUCCGAGGCUGUGAAACCACGCCGCUAUGUGUCCAACGAACGACCGUGUUUGUGGGAAAUAAGGGUGCCGAGUCUGCAAGGCAGCUUUGGGGAGUGUGAGAACAGAAAAGAAAAAGUCAAACCGAGCACUGUCCUCGGAUACCCGCAGAGCUAGCCUGAACAUGGCGGAGCAUCAGCCGGUUUACGACAGCAAACAAAGAUCCUUCCAGAGCCCCGGAGCAUCGUACUCCAGUAACGGACGUCCAGAGAGGGACGGGGUGGCCUCAGCUGGAGCGUCCGGGGCUGCAGGUCUGUCCGGCGGCCUCUCGCAGCCGGCAGGUUGGCAGUCCCUGUUGUCGUUCACCGUCCUCUUCCUGGCUUGGCUGGCCGGGUUCAGCUCCAGGCUCUUCGCCGUCAUCCGUUUUGAGAGCAUCAUUCACGAGUUCGACCCUUGGUUCAACUACAGGUCCACUCACCAUCUCACUACCAAUGGCUUCUAUGAGUUUCUGAACUGGUUUGAUGAAAGGGCCUGGUACCCCCUGGGAAGGAUAGUUGGAGGGACGGUCUACCCUGGCCUGAUGCUAACAGCAGGACUCAUUCACUAUGUCCUUAACUUGCUGCACAUCACCGUGCACAUCCGGGACGUGUGUGUCUUCUUGGCGCCUGUUUUCAGCGGCCUGACAUCCAUCUCUACCUUUUUGCUGACGAGGGAGCUGUGGAACCAGGGGGCAGGGCUGCUGGCAGCGUGUUUUAUUGCUAUCGUUCCAGGCUACAUUUCCCGCUCUGUGGCCGGCUCCUUCGAUAAUGAAGGCAUCGCCAUCUUUGCCCUGCAGUUCACCUACUAUCUCUGGGUGAAGUCUGUGAAGACUGGAUCCAUCUUCUGGGCCAUUGGAUGCUGUCUUUCCUACUUCUACAUGGUGUCGGCCUGGGGCGGUUAUGUGUUUAUCAUCAACCUUAUUCCUCUACACGUGUUUGUGCUGCUGCUCAUGCAGCGUUUCAGUAAAAGAGUCUACAUCGCAUACAGCACCUUCUACAUCAUUGGGCUGAUCCUGUCCAUGCAGAUCCCCUUUGUGGGCUUUCAGCCAAUCAGGACCAGUGAACACAUGGCAGCAGCAGGCGUGUUUGUGCUGCUCCAGGUCUAUGCUUUCCUGCAGUAUCUGAAGGACAGACUCACCAGGCAGGAAUUCCAGACUCUCUUCUUUCUGGGGGUGUCUUUGGCUGCUGGGGUGGUUUUUCUCUCAGUCAUCUAUCUGACAUACACAGGUUACAUCGCUCCGUGGAGUGGCCGCUUCUACUCCCUGUGGGACACCGGAUAUGCAAAGAUCCACAUUCCCAUCAUCGCAUCAGUGUCUGAGCAUCAGCCCACCACCUGGGUCUCUUUCUUCUUUGACCUGCACAUUCUGGUCUGCACCUUCCCAGCAGGCCUGUGGUUUUGCAUCAAGAGCAUCAAUGAUGAGCGAGUCUUUGUGGCCUUGUACGCCAUCAGCGCGGUAUACUUUGCUGGCGUGAUGGUGCGUCUGAUGCUCACCCUGACUCCAGUGGUGUGCAUGCUGUCAGCCGUGGCUUUCUCCAGUGUCUUUGAGCACUACCUGGGUGACGAUGCAAAGAGACAGAGCCCCCCUGCAGAGGACAGCAGCGAUGAGGACGACAGAAAGAACCCAGGCAACCUGUAUGAUAAAGCAGGGAAGGUGCGGAAACACGUGUCGGAGCAGGAGCAGGCUGAGGACGGCCUGGGCCCCAACAUUAAGUCCAUUGUUACCAUGCUGAUGCUGAUGCUGCUCAUGAUGUUUGCUGUCCACUGCACCUGGGUCACCAGCAACGCCUACUCCAGCCCCAGCGUGGUGCUGGCAUCGUACAACCAUGACGGUUCCAGAAACAUCCUGGAUGACUUCAGGGAAGCUUAUUAUUGGCUAAGGCAGAACACGGAUGAACACGCCAGAGUGAUGUCAUGGUGGGACUAUGGCUACCAGAUAGCAGGCAUGGCCAAUAGGACCACUCUGGUGGACAACAACACAUGGAACAACAGUCACAUUGCUCUGGUGGGCAAAGCCAUGUCAUCCAAUGAGAGUGCAGCUUACAAAAUCAUGCGAUCUCUGGAUGUUGACUAUGUCCUCAUCAUCUUUGGAGGGGUAAUUGGGUACUCUGGAGAUGACAUCAACAAGUUUCUGUGGAUGGUUCGCAUUGCAGAGGGGGAGCAUCCCAAGGACAUCCGGGAAAGCGACUACUUUACCCCCCAGGGUGAAUUCAGGGUAGACAAAGCUGGCUCCCCCACUCUGCUCAACUGCCUCAUGUACAAGAUGUCCUACUACCGCUUUGGGGAGAUGCAGUUGGACUUCCGGACACCCCCGGGCUUUGACCGGACAAGAAAUGCAGAGAUUGGCAACAAGGACAUUAAGCUUAAGCACCUGGAGGAGGCCUUCACAUCAGAGCACUGGUUGGUCAGAAUUUAUAAGGUCAAGAAGCUGGAGAACAGGGACCGGAUGGAGAACAGGCUGCGCAGCACGGACUCCAGCCGCCAGAAGUUCACAUCAAAGAAGACGGCCAAGAGGAAGCGUGGGUAUGUCAAGAACAAGCUGGUCCUAAGGAAAGGCAAGACCAAGUCCUUAUAAACUCCAUCCACUCAUCAGGCUGUGGACUGGGGUUUCAACAAACAUCACAGCACCAUCACACGAGGAAGGCUGUUUAGACCACUCGCACCUUCAGCUCCAUCAGCCCACAAGACCUCUGAGCUGAGGACUGACGCCCCCCUCGACAAACUGCCACUGUUUUCUUUUUGUACUUGAACAUAUUUGGAUGUGAUGGGAGCUGUCCUGCAUCCAGAACUUCUCUUAAAUGUCUUUCACCUCGAUUGCAGAACCGUGUCUGAACCUGAACCACACAGCCCCUUUCCUGUUCGUGGACCAGCAGGUCUAGCUUCUGCAGGACUGAUGAGCUGCACCUCAUUACAUAAUUCUCCACCAAAGAUUUCCUUAUGGAAGCAUUUGUUCAAGGUUGCUAUGGUUACUGCUUGCCCUCAGCAAAAAAACACAAAGCUGGCAUUCAACAGACCAGCAUGCAUUUAACGCCCUUUCUGAGCAUUUUUAAGUCUGUGUUUAUGCCUGAUGCAUUCACACUCACAGCUGGUUCAACCUCACUGUUUAGUUCAAGCUUACUCACAUGCAGACAAACACUACACACAUGCAGACAAACACUACACACAUGUUCAAACUCUGCACGGGAUGCAGUCUGCUGGCCUUGGCGCCGGCUCCAGAUCCGUCUCUCAGAUACGAGGGACCUGGAUACCUGAAGUUGGGUUUCCUGCCUGUCUGGAUGUUCUCUUUAAAUGUUACAGCAAUUACUAACAUUUUCCCAAGAUCACAAUCGGAGCAAAAAUCACUUGAAGUUUUCAGGAAAAUUUUGCAUCCACUACAGUUUAAAAUCCUGACUGCAGCUCAGAGCAGGCCUGGCGCCAUUGAUGUCUGCAUGCAGCCUCCUGCUCGUGGAUCCUCAGGAAGUGUCAUCAGGCUCUGGUGUUUGUCACAGCAGCUGAUACUCUGGUGAACCCAGCUGCAGCAGCGUUACACAACAACAAACAUUUUCCAGUAAAUUUUCCACAGAAACUGUUUGGUUUGUGCAAACUAACUCCUGUUGCAUUUAAGUGCACCCAGCAUCAGAACGCUCCCAAAACGGGGUUCUGAAGGCUGUGUGGGCCAGAGGCUGCAGAGUCCAAUGAUCCGGUCUUCGAUCUGGUUGUAAUUUCAUCCGUUCAACACUCUUCCUUUGACUGUGAGGAUCUGGAUGCAGGUGUGAUGGAAACAUGCCUUUUUGAAUAAAGAGGUUUAAAUAUGUGGA
Messenger RNA from Oryzias latipes (Japanese medaka), 3888 nucleotides. Its product is annotated as dolichyl-diphosphooligosaccharide--protein glycosyltransferase subunit STT3B. Gene Ontology annotation, cellular component: membrane. Gene Ontology annotation, molecular function: dolichyl-diphosphooligosaccharide-protein glycotransferase activity. Lineage: Eukaryota; Metazoa; Chordata; Actinopteri; Beloniformes; Adrianichthyidae. Gene Ontology annotation, biological process: post-translational protein modification. The record is from RefSeq and is a predicted model, not a curated record.